AUGGCUACACUACAAACUGAAAUGUCGGCCCCGACAACAACCACAACGACUCCCAACACAUCUCCCCAAACAUCUGCCCCUUCAACUCCCCGAAUCACCUCAUCUCUCCUCUCUCCCAACACAUCCCCCUCCUCAUCUCCCUUCUCUUCUUCCCCCUCAACCCCCAAAAUGCCUCCCUCAGAACCCUCACUCCCUAAAGACCCCAAACCCAAACCCCAAACCUACGAACAAAUGAUGGCCGAGAUAAACGCCGCCACCGCCCUCGAAGGCUACGACGCCAAAGGCCUUUACCACUCCACCGCCUCCAACGCACCCAUUCUUAUCAAGGAAGCCGCUCCUGUGGUGUUUAAACAGCGAUAUGGUGAGGAUCGGCUUGUUUAUGCCGGGGUGGGACGGCUUGGGGAUUGGGAUGAUGAGGAGGGUGAUGGGGAUGAGGCUGGGGAAUCAUUGAAGAAAAAGGAGGGGAAAGGGAAAGGGGGUGUGACGGGAUAUGGCGUGGAGGAGACGGAGUGGUGGGGGGGGAAGGAUGGAGGGUUCUAG
Messenger RNA from Glarea lozoyensis ATCC 20868, 540 nucleotides. RefSeq lists its product as uncharacterized. The transcript is spliced from 2 exons. The record is from RefSeq and is a predicted model, not a curated record. Bases 1 to 540 code for a protein of 179 amino acids. NCBI's taxonomy places the organism in Eukaryota, Fungi, Ascomycota, Leotiomycetes, Helotiales, Helotiaceae.